AGCAUACAGGAUGGAGCACUGGAACUCCACCUUGGGAAGUGACUUCAUCUUGGUAGGCAUUCUGAAUGGCAGUGGGUCACCUGAAAUACUCUGUGCCACAAUCACUGCUCUGUACAUGUUGGCCCUGACCAGCAACGGACUGCUUCUCCUGGUCAUCACAAUGGAUGUCCGUCUCCAUGUGCCCAUGUACUUCCUCCUCAGGCAGCUCUCUCUAAUGGACCUCCUGUUCACAUCAGUUGUUACUCCCAAGGCUGUCAUGGACUUUCUGUGCAGAGAAAACACCAUCUCCUUUGGAGGUUGUGCCUUUCAGAUGUUCCUGGCAUUGACACUGGGUGGGGCAGAGGACCUCCUUCUGGCCUUCAUGGCCUAUGACAGGUAUGUGGCCAUUUGUCAUCCUUUGAACUAUAUGAUCUACAUGAGGCCUAGGGUGGCCUGGCUCAUGGUGGCCACAUCGUGGAUCCUGGCAUCCCUGAGUGCCCUAGGAUUUACCAUGUACACCAUGCACUAUCCUUUCUGCAAAGCCCGAAUGAUCAGGCAUCUGCUCUGUGAGAUCCCACCUCUGCUGAAGUUGGCUUGUGCAGAUACCUCUGGAUAUGAACUCAUGGUUUAUGUGAUGGGUGUGACCUUCCUGAUUCCCCCUCUUGCUGCCAUUCUGGCCUCCUACACGCUAAUUCUGCUCACUGUGUUCCACAUGCCCUCAAAUGAGGGAAGGAAGAAAGCUCUUGUCACCUGCUCAUCUCACCUAACUGUGGUUGGGAUGUUUUAUGGGGCAGCCACGUUCAUGUAUGUCCUGCCCAGUUCCUUCCACAAUCCCAAACAGGACAAUAUCAUCUCUAUUUUCUACACAAUUGUCACCCCAGCACUGAAUCCCCUCAUCUACAGCUUGAGGAAUAAGGAAGUCCUGAGGGCUUUAAGGAGGGUCUUGGAUAAACACAUGCUACCAGCAUACCCCUCCCUCUAGG
Molecule: messenger RNA, 962 nt
Organism: Castor canadensis (American beaver)
Lineage: Eukaryota; Metazoa; Chordata; Mammalia; Rodentia; Castoridae
Product: olfactory receptor 2AG1-like
Biological process (GO): G protein-coupled receptor signaling pathway
Cellular component (GO): membrane
Molecular function (GO): G protein-coupled receptor activity; olfactory receptor activity
Source: RefSeq, a predicted model, not a curated record